Spodoptera frugiperda (fall armyworm) is the source of this 7533-nucleotide messenger RNA. Its product is annotated as lysine-specific demethylase RSBN1L. The record is from RefSeq and is a predicted model, not a curated record. Gene Ontology annotation, cellular component: nucleus. The transcript is spliced from 12 exons. Lineage: Eukaryota; Metazoa; Arthropoda; Insecta; Lepidoptera; Noctuidae. Bases 203 to 3310 code for a protein of 1035 amino acids.
UUGCACAAAAAAUAAAAAAAAGUGCGAGGUAGCGAGAAAUGGCGUCGCAAGUUGUUUUUUAUUCGUAAUCAAUGUGUUUCUAAUCAUUAUAGAUGAUUGUAAAAGCUAUAUGUAUUGUUAAGAUAAUACUGAUCAGUUCCGUCGAUGUUUAAUUGAAGAACUGUGGUUAUUUUGACGUGAUUACAUCUUUGACCGUCGGACAAUGGCGUCGUCGAACGAAGCGAGAGUUACCAAUGUAAAAGUUAGUGAAAAUCGCGAUUUCGUUGACGAUUACUGUGGCUCCAAUAGCUUGGAAGAUGCCGGCGAAGGUGCUAAGCGUCGUCGUACAGCAUACGACUGUAAAACUGUGUCUCAACAGGGAUGCGGGACAAGUGUGUCAACUGAUCUAAAACAUACACCAUCAUCUGAAUCCAAAGGCAAAAAGCGCAAGCUCAGCGAAUCAUCAAAGGAGCUAUGUGUGUGGGGCGAAAACGCUCGACCUUCGAAGCAGAGCAAGAUAUGGCCAGUGUUCGACUCCGGAGGGUACGGCAACGGAGCCGUGCUGAAGCUCAAUGUCCUCAAGAAGACACCCCCCAUCAAGAACCCCCUGCUCUUCCACACCACUUGCAAUCAGGACAUUGAACUCUCAGAAAUCAACCGUGACCCCUUCAAAGCAGACUGGUUCGGUGGUCUCCACGCCUGGUGGAAGCAAACCCAGAUGUCCAACAAAAUGGCUGAUGAUGACGUCACAAAGAAGAUAUUCUCUUCAGUCUCCCGUCAACUGAGGAUCAUCAACACCCAUUUUCAAAGGUCCAUGUUCAAAUACAAGUAUCCCAGGGUUACGAGACAGAAUGUCCUUUUAGAGAACUCCUCGGGGAUUCGGAGACCAGCUACUCAUUUUAACCUGACGUUGAAAGCUAUCAGGUUCCAGUGCAAUCCUCGGAGGGAGUUGCCCUGCUAUGGCAAUCUGGAACUGCCCCUGAAGAUGAAGCAAGAGAAUGUGAAUUCUCAAGUGUUUCCUGCGAUAAGAAAUGUGAAGAGUGAGACAGUGAGUGACGUGAAGGUUAAAGUAGAGAAAGAGAGGGACAGGGAGAAGGAGAAGGAGCGAGAGAGGGAUAGGUCAUCCCACCGUCAUUCCUCGUCAUCUUCAUCGUCAUCGUCCUCGUGCCACCACUGCCGGCGCCGCGCCCGCAUCAAGCGGUGCUCCAUCGGUGUCCAGUGCCGCAGGGACCGGGCGGCCGGAGCACCCCUACCCAAUGAUAGCUGGGGACCUCUCGCUGAGACACCCACCGUCAAGGAACUUAAAUAUCAUCGGCUGAUGCGAGUGGAGACGCACCCCAACGGCGGAGCGAGCGUGGUGUACCUGCACCAACGCGACGUGGACAUGCUCAGCGCGCCGCAGCAGGAAGCACUCGCCAAGGAGUUCUUGAAGCUGGUGUUCUCGGAAGACAGUGCAGGCUGGGCGCACUUCGUGUGCGGCGUGGUCCGCGGCGCGGCCGGGGCCUUCCCCUGUCUGCUGCAGUACCUCGCCUCCGCGCAUCCCACGCUCACCGUGAAGGCUGGAGUCCUCGCCCGGGCCUCCGAUAUCGAGACUACCACCGUCAGCCGAUAUUAUCAACAGGUGCAACAAUCGUACGCGGCGGGCACGUUCCGGUGCGGGCCGCUGCACCAGAUCUCGCUGGUGGGCACCGUGCACGAGGAGGUGGGCGGCUACUUCCCCGACAUGCUCGACAUGCUCGCCACCUGCCCCUUCCUCAAUAUGACAAUGCCGUGGGGUCCAAUGUCGGCAGUGGAGAUGGAGCCGCAGGAGUCCAACGACGGACCCAUCCUGUGGAUCCGUCCCGGGGAACAACUUGUACCCACUGCUGAGCUUGGCAAGAGUCCUAUUAAGAAGAGGAGGACGGGUAUCAACGAGCUCCGCAACCUGCAGUACCUGCCGCGCUGGAGCGAGGCGCGGGAGUUCCUGUUCGAGGACCGAACCCGCGCACACGCGGACCACGUCGGCCACGGACUCGACAGGAUCACUACUGCUGCAGUCGGUGUUCUAAAAGCGAUCCACUGCGGCGACGAGUCGGACCGCGGCCGCAUCACGAAGGACGUGGUGGCGUUCCACGCCGCGGACUUCAACAAACUGGUGCAGCUACUGCAGCUAGACCUCUACGAGCCUCCCAUCUCCCAGUGUGUCACUUGGUUGGAUAAGCGAUUGAACCAGCUCCGCCGCGAGGGAGUCCGCUACUCGCGCCUCCCGCUGUGCUCCGACGACAUCUACUUCCUGCCGCGGAACAUCAUACACCAGUUCCGGACUGUGUCCGCUGUCACCUCUGUCGCAUGGCACUUACGCCUGAAGCAGUACUACCCAACAUCGGAGGCUUCGUCCCCGGCCGACGAGCGACCCGCAGACCCUGUGCCCGUCACCAUCAACCAUACUACUGAGCCCAAAAAGUCAGCUAAACACAAAGCCGGUGUUAUUGAAAUGAGGGCGCUGAGCGCGAAGUUCCACCAAAAGUUAAAUCAGAAGACUGCGCUGAAAGUCGCACCCAACAGGAAGAGCGUCGAGACACAAGUCAAGAGCGCAGACAAGAAGACGGAAACAAAGUCCGACAAACAAGACACAAACAAAUUGGACAAAAUUGAAGCCAAAUCUGACAAAUCAGAGCCGAAAGUCGAAAAAACAGAAUCCAAAGUUGAUAAAUCAGAACCCAAGUCUGACAAAUUAGAUGGUAAGCCUGACAAAAACGAUUUGAAAGCUGAAAAGACUGAUUUAAAGACACCCGAGAAGGUAGAGCCCAAAGCUGAGAAAACUGAAAUCAAAGAAAAAUCUGACAAAGUGGAUCAGAAGCCUGACAAGUUAGACAAACCAGACAAAAUUGAGCAGAGGAUAGAGAAAUCUGAAAUCAAGCAUGAAACCCCAGAUAAGGACAAAACUAGACCGGAGAAAACAGAAAUCAAAACUGAGAAACCAGAAUCAAAAUCUGACAAAAUCGACACAAAGUCAGAUAGGACAGAUAAACCUGACAAGAACCACAGGCACAAGGAUUCUGACAAGCAUCGUUCAGACCGUUCAGAGAGGUCAGACAAGACAGAUAUAAGGCACGAGCGGUCUGACAAGGACAGGUCAGACCACCACCGCCGUCGCUCAUCGUCGUCCCGUCACAAAUCCUCUCAUCACAAGUCGGACCGACCGAGGGAACAUAAGAAAGAGCACAGGAGUUCGGACGAGAGGAGAAAUGAGAAACAUAGAGACAGGUCUGACAGCAGUAGAGAUAAGUCAGACAAGAUGGCCGACAGCGGGAAGUUACCAGUGGACGUGGUCCAACGACCACCAGAUUAAUGGACUAGAGUGAUACAGUGAAGUGAGUGUUUCGUGAAGGAUUUUGAUCAGUAAGUGUGUUGUUAUAAGUUUCAUCAUAAGAUCUUGAUCACUUUUGAAUUGGUUUCGGAGCGGAUCUCAUAUUUUAUACGUCUGAUUUGUGUGACUGAUCGAUUUGGGAAAUUAUUAACUAAUUUAUUGUACUAUCCUUUAGUAUAAUUGUUAUUUUAUUGACAUUUCGCUGUCUAUUCAACGCUAUUCUCUUUACUACACUAUAAAACGGUGGGACGCUUUGUAUAAUGCCGUCUUUUUGACCGGCGGAGAGACUGUUUGUCUGCGGAUUUUGAAUUUGGACGUUUUCAAGUACAAACUCUUUAUUCCUGCCGUUCUAUAGUGUAGCUAAUGUUUUUGAACUGCCUGUUACAUGAAACAUAUAUUUGAAGGGGCCAAACGACACGAUUUUGCGGAAAAAAAUGAAAUCAUUGACACUGCACUUCAAUAUAUAAUUAGGUGAAUGUAGAAAGUUGUUCAAUAACUCGGGGUCCUUCAUGAAAUAACACCAACUUCUUAGCACUAGGGUACACUGUAAAUAAUAUUUAUAAGCAGCCUCUUAGAGGCUAAGCAGAAAUGGUUCUUGAAUGAACGCGCAGUUUUAGAUUUCUUUCCGAUUGUCGAAUAUGCGCGGUUAAUUCCAGUGUUGCUAUAUUAUAAUGGUGUUGCCAACCCGUGUGUGAAAUAAAUACCAAUGUUGGAUCAUUCCUUUAUAUGUUGAAAUUCUGAAACUAAUCAUACAUAUUCUUCAAUUAGAUUUUUAACAAUCUUCAACUGUUUUGAUUUGUUUUAUUAUAAUGACAGAUUUACAGAAAUAAUUCUGUGUCAAUUACGAAAAAGUUUGAUAUAUUUAGGUUGUUAUCAAAUGGAAAUUAUUUAUUUUAUUUAUCUAUUAUACCAAACUUCAUGAAUCCCAGUGAUUUAAAUAAGAAAUCUUAAAGAGCAGCUAUCCAUGAUGAAUCAAAUGAUAAGUUUAUUUAUAAUUAAUACUGAAGAAUUCAGUUAAUCUAUUUUAAAAUAAUUUUCUUAACAAAAUCAUAAAAAGUGGAAUAAAAUCAGUAUUUCUGAUCCCAGUCUUCAAUUUUAGUGUAAAUGUAAAUUAAUUAAAUACAUAUUAUUUUUUACAGCAUUUCAGUCCAUUUCAUAUUAUGUAAAUUUUAUUUGAUUCCUAUAAAUCAAUUUCAUAUUACAAAAUCUAAAACUGCGUCGCGUAUGUGAUUUGAGAGAGUUUUAAACGAAACGUAAAUGAAAGAAUAAUAUUAAUAAAAAAUAAAUAAAUUUUAAGUAAAUAUAAAUUUAUUCACACAUAUUUCUAAAAAUUGCACUAGAAGAGUAAAUUAUUAUAUAUUAUUAUUAUUCUGAAUAGAUUACACUGUCUACUGUCGGUGACUAAUCCAUUAAAAUGCGAAAUAAAUCUAAAAAUAAUCUAUAUUUUACCACUAAAAUCAUAAAAUAAUUAUGGUAGAAAUUUUUAAAACCUACUGUUCAGUUUAAUUUUUUGCUCUGGCUACACUAAACAAGUGUUGCCAUACAGACGCUCCGGCAGUAGACAUUAUAUUUGAGGUUAUUUCUCGAGUUUUAUGGAUUCAUAUAUUUUGGUACUUACAUAUUGUUUUGUGACCACGCAUUGUGCAAAUAUGGCUCCAAUUUUUAGUAUUCAUUCCUCUCUUUCGGGGAUGACCUACUUUAUAUUGAUUUUGUAACAUAUUUGAAAUUUCUUAAUUUACCCUAAUACAAAGAAAUAGGUUAUGAAACAAAGACGUUUAUGCAUGUCUAAAAAAUAAUCCUAAUGUGGGAUAACAUUUGUCUUUUUUUAAAAUAUCAAUAGUGUUAUUUGGUGUGUGUAGUUUGUUUACAAACAUUUUACAUCGGUAUUCGCCUUAAAUACCUGGACAAAGACCAUUAAAAUAUUAAACAGCUAUAACACAUAUUAUACUUAUAUGUAUAAAAUUUCGAAAACCAAUGCGGUGGUCACAAAAACAAUGAAAGAAAACCUUUUUAAAAGUCAUUGAAUGUAAAAGAAAUAGUGUUGAGAUUGUGUUGAAGUGUUUAGCCGCUCCAUAGCUUCUUAUUUUGUAAUACAAAUUAUACAAUCUAACUUUAUCAUAGGAUCUUUGAAUAUGUGGUGCGAACUAAGCCAUAAAUUCUUUGUCUGAUACAUUUAUGCAUAAAAACUUUGUUUGUCUGUCAGUUUUUUAAAUGUUUUGAGAGAUCCCUAGAUGGUGUUUGUGUUUGUCUAAAAUGCGUAUAGUUGUGAGAUAAUCAGUUAAUUUGACGCCUGUUUCAACACCUUCAUAUAAGUACCGGAUAAACUUAUGUGACAGAUAGUUCAUACAUAUUACGUUUUUAAUUCAAAGUUAUCUAAACCAUAGCGGUUAUCCAGACAUUUUGAAAUAGGCCCUUAGUCCAUUUUUUCGUACCUGAUGUCAAAAUUAUACAUACCUAAUGUAUUUAUUGCAGACGGUUUUACUAAUUCUUGUGUGUAUGGUAAUGGUAAAAUGUGAAAAUGUUAUUUACAUUAAUUUUUUAUUUCUUGAAUGGCAACCGAGUCUCCAAAGCAGUGUUGUCGAUUAUACUGCCAGUGUCGAGACGGCAGAUUAAUACACCGUCGAACUUUAACUUUCUGAUUGGGUUUUGUAUGUGUGUCAUCCAAACUACCAGGCAAUUAUUUUACCCAUAAUUCUGAAGAUUUCCAACUAAAUAUACACAAAGUUAAACCAUCUAGGGAUCGUAAAAUUGUACUGUGUAUUAAAUAUAACUACUACAGUAAUGUUAGAAAUGGUAUACAUAAAAACUUAGCUCGCACCACCUCCCAAAAUACUAAAUGCAGCAAUAAUAUAGUGACUUGUCCGUUAAAUGCCCUAUCUGUUACUUAGAUGAAGACAGUAUUAUUAAUGUUUAUAGACAAUUCUAGUGACGAACUUAGCACUCUGCUUAUCCUAAGGAAAGCAACCAGCAUCUUAUGUGACUUAUGACCUGAUUUUACUAUUUUAUAAAAGCGACAUCUGUUGGUGUCCCUUUGGAACGAAAGUUGGAAGUGUAUGUCGAUAGAUGGCGCUGCAGUCAGCAAGCGUAUUUUAUUUUCUCUUGGAUUACAAGUUGUCGUGAUUCUUUCUCAGUGUUUAGGUAAGAUUGCAGGCUUGUGUUGAUGGAAAAUGCAUUAUUGAUCUCACCCUUUAUCAAGGUACUUUAAUGUAAAAGUUUUCAAAAUGCAAGUUUUCAUCAACUCGAGACUUUAAAAUACCUAAGUACCAAAUGUAUAUAUAAAUGUCAAUCGAAACUAAUCACAGAUUUUUUUCAAAGAAAUAAUUUAUAUUUUGCGCAAAACAUUUUUUUUCGUAGCUGUAACGUUGAUUUUUUUAUUUUAAAAUGUAAGAAAAUUUGUGAGUUUAAGUUAGCCCAGAUUAUUUGCGAUCGAAUGUACAUUUUGUAUAUUUUAUACUGCAUAGGUUAAGUGUUAUGGAAUAAUAGAUGUCUAGAUUUACUUAUGGGACGUUCAAAUUUUAUUGUUAAAAAUUAUAUAAGUCAAUAUUUUUGCAUAAUAAAUAAUUUUCGGGGUAGGCGCUGAGUUUGAAAAAAAAAGACUAUUUUGUCUAAAAGUUUAUUUAUUAGAAUUGGAUGUGGAAUUUUAAUGAUGCUUCCAUAAGUAAACCUAAUCAUGUGAAUGGUAUGAAAACUCGAAGGGCUGGUAGGUAAUCCAAAAGACAUUUGAAAUGUUGUAAAGUAAUUGUAAUUUACAAUCUAGCAACAUACUACGAUCGCCUUGAGAGGACAAUACCCUCUGAAAUUGUUUUAAUAAUUUAAGAGUUUUCAUUUAUCACAUAAGUAUGUGUUAACUUCGAUCAUAAAUAUGAGAGAGUGAAUAUUUUUGAGUCAAAUGUCGUCGUGCGCUAGUCAAAGCCAAAAACAAAAUGAAAAUCAUUCAAAAACAUAAUUUCUUGCCUUAAUUUUACUCUAUAAUUGAAUUGAUGUCAAUUCUACUAACUUCGAUGUCUACCACGCUAGAUGGCGCUGUACUAUAGUUUUGAAUGUUUCGUUUGUUUUGGUACAUUUGACUGGCUGACGAGUCUCAAGUCUGAAAUACAGACAUUUUUGUGAUUGAUAAAUAUUUAACAUAUUUAUGUUUAGGUGGUUAAUUUAUUGUUUCACGUUCCCUAUAUUUUUUUGAAAAUAAUAAUUAGAUUAUAAAUAGA